This is a messenger RNA of Lethenteron reissneri (Far Eastern brook lamprey), 6376 nucleotides long. It is a transcript of the gene ANKRD9, whose product is annotated as ankyrin repeat domain 9. The record is from RefSeq and is a predicted model, not a curated record. Gene Ontology annotation, molecular function: protein binding. Lineage: Eukaryota; Metazoa; Chordata; Hyperoartia; Petromyzontiformes; Petromyzontidae.
CCGAGACCCUUGAUCUGAUUGUUGCUGUUUCGACCGAACGACUGGGCAAGGGCCACAGAGAGAAGGACAGUUGGCAAAACGAAUUGAUGCAGAGACCCAGGGCGAGAAGACUCCACCCCAAGUGCCGCAGGUUCCGGGGUCCAGAGAUUCUGCCGUCAUCCGCCUGAAAACCUAGGUCCCCCAGACCACAGAUAAUUCCAGAGAGAUCAAUCAACUCCGUCGCUCUACAAGGUCCGCUGAUCACCAACUACUGUCCAUUGAUAUCCUUCUUCCAACCAAAGUCCGCUGGCCCAAUACCCUGCCAACCUCCACCUGCCACGCAGGACCCUCACACCUCCACUAGACAGAGCCUGCUGAGAGCCACCAUCUAAGGCUCACUUACAGACCUACCGAACUUCCCCACCCACCCAAAACCCACCACACACCCAGGACCUGUCCGUUCCUCUCUCUUCCAUCUCCCAGGCCCCCCACUUCUCACACCAGCCCUCCCAGCACUCCGCCUCCACCGCACCCCGCAGAGCAAGGCCGCGCCAUGCAGGGCGACGCGAUGGCUUUCGCGAGCCGUGUGCGCGAGUGGAGCCGUGCCGAGUGCUACCACGCCCAGUGCCGCCACUCGUCGCUCAUUUUCUACCGCGCCGUGCGCGACCGCCGGCCGCCGUGGGCCCUGGAGGAGCUGCGCACGAUGGGGGUGUUCCACUGGGAGCGGGGUCCGCAUGCGUCACGUGCCGCCUACACCCCCAGCGAGGCGCUGCUCUAUGCCAUCGUUCACGACCACCGCGCCUACGCGCGACACCUCCUCGGUGACGGGCCCUGCCUCGCGGCGACGCAGGGUCAGCAGAUGCUCAACUGGCAGGGAGAUCUCGAGAACCAAGAGAGAUCAAUGGAACACCAGCAAGUAGCUUCGAAUAUUCAACAGGAGGCUCAAGACCAGGACUAUCAAACCCACCAAAAGCUUCAGCAGAAGCUGAGCCCCCCUUCUGCCCUGGCCCCACCGGGCCCCGCGUUUGGCGCGUCACACCUGGCCACGGCUGUACGCUACGACCGCGUGGAGUUGCUGCUGUUGCUGCUGCGAGUGGCGCGUCGCUACUGCGACUCCUUUCGUCUCUCCGACUACGUGAACGCGGCCGAGGUGACGCCCACGUGGGGCCCUGGAGCCGGCAGGACCCCGCUGCACCUGGCGUGCCAGCUCGCCAAGUCCGAGUGCACGCGCAUCCUUCUCGCGCACGGGGCGCGGGCCGAUGUGGCGGACAUGCAGGGUGAGUUUCCGCUGGACGCCCUGCUCGAGCCCCUGGAAGGUCCCCUGGGGUCGUCCAAGCGAGAGGGAAAUGGGGGACCAGUUCCCCCUGGGUGUAGGGCUUGUCAAAUUAAUAAUAACCAUCACCAAAUCCACACCCAUCGUCGUAGUUCACUGACCAACCAGGACCUCCACCAGAGGGCCUCCCAGGUCCGGCACGAGACGGCCCACAGUGAACUUAACGAGAGGGUUGCCCGGAAUCUCAAUGAGCGGCCCUGCCAGGACCUCCACGAGUGGAACCGUGGCAACCUCAACGAGCGGGCUCACCAGGAUCUCCACGACUGGGCCCCCCACGACGCCCUGGCACGUGCCCGCUGCCUGGAGCUGCUGCUCCUCUUCUCGCCGUCCGGGGGUCGCGGCCCCCCCAGCUCAGGGUCUGCGCGUGCCCUACUGGAACGCGCGCCCGAGCGGUGGUGCGCGCUGCUGGGCACCGAGAUGUGGAUGCGUGCGCUGGGGCGCUCCCCACCAAGCCUGCGCACGUGCGCCCUGAGGGAGCUCCUACGCGGCGGGGAGCGUGCACGCAGCACCAUGCUCGAUUCCCUGCCCGUACGCCAUGGCAUCUAGCCUCGAUAUCCACGGAAGUUCCAGACAGGCGUCCAUGUAGCGGCACCAGAUGGGCUUCAUUGGAAGUUCCAGACUUCUUGUGGAAGCACCGGGAGAGACUUUCGUGAACGUUUCAAACUUCUGUGCAAGCUCUUGACAUCUGUGGAAGCCCCCGGACAGGCAUCCACUGAAGUUUGAGGCAUAUAUAGCAGGGCGAUUCCACGCCUUUAGUUCAGCACUUUAGUGGGUAAGGACUGGUGAAUCAUAAACAGAUUUUUUUUCGAGACUCCCAAAUGCACUGAUGCUGAGAGGUUUCUUCGAGAUGGUCAGUACAACAAGUGGGUUCAGCAAAUGGGUUAUGUGCGGACUUUUGCAUGCAAUCUUCCCAUAUGUUUCUUAGGUUUUUUUCAAGUACCCCAGAUUCCUCACAGAUGUAAUGCAAUGUUCAAAAGGUCAAAUAUCUGAAAGCUGGGCUCUCAUGGAAAAACAAGUGUCUGUGGAGGCUCAGUGACGCUCAACAAUACGAAACACCUGUGGAAACUCCUGACAUUUGUAAGCCUACCCCUGCGCCUGACAUCCACAGUAAUUUUAGACAUUGAUGUGUAAGACUCCUGAGACAAAUGCUAUCUUAUGAUAUCGGUGGGAUUAACUUGUAAUUGGCGGAAGUGCAGAGCAAACGACAUCCGUGGGAUUCCCAGAAGUAAGCACACAAACGUCUUUGCGAUGACGACAGAAAGUGUAGCCCAGUUGUUGCCUCGACUCCGGCCAAUGUAGCUCGUGUUGAGAGUUUGUUACGGAUGUCAGGCAAUGAGGAAUGCGGAACAUAUCGGACUUUAAAAGGGGGAUCGUGUGAACAGUGCAUUCAAUAAUGCAUGACGGGUUUUAUUUCUGACAAUAAUGUACCCUUUGGGUGCCAAAAAUGAAAACAAAUAGGAUUUGCUUUUGUUGUCGCUGAUUCAGCAGAUGCCUACGAGAAGGCAAUGGCCUCUUGUUUCAAUGUAGUCGUUCCACGCAUAUUAUGAAUUUUGCCACGACUGGUACAGCCGUCGCCGCACUGCUGCCUCGGCUUCCAAGAAUCUCACUCCUCCUUACACCCCCUUCCAAUAUCCAUUUGUGCAAGGGCACCACCAGACGUAAAUGACACAAUUGAUUAAGCAUCCAUUGCAACACCCUGGCGGUGCAACACUCUCCAUGUGACACGUAACUCUCACAUGAAACAUGCACUGCUAGAACUUAUGAAUGCAAAAUCAUCGUUUAUGGAGAUAUUUUUGUAGUUGCCACCGCAUGUAACAGCUGCUCACAUCGGAAUGUUUACUAAACGGAGAGUAUUUAAAGGUAUUGGUUGCCUCCUUGUAUUCCUAUUUUAAAACUAAGCCCACUAUGUGAGUGCAGAUUGGUAGAAAUGUAACGAGUCACUGAGACCCAAAUUUAAAUUGGUUCGUAUUCUCACGAUACUGCACGCGAACCUCCAUCGUGCACUUAAAAUUAUUGGUGGGUGCUCAGUGUCGCAACUAAACAGGCCAUGUGUGGCGGCGUCAUGGUCCAAAUCUGCCAAAUGCAACCAAAUUACUUGCAAAUUACCUAACUGGAACAACUAAUAGCGAACAUGGCCCCCUUGCUGGCAGACUAAUGCCCACCUGCAGGCAGGUGAUUGUUCACCUUGUGCCACACAGGGACAAGCUGCCAAUAGGGGGCUCAAUAGGCGAAAUAAAUAUAUAUAACUGCAGUGAGAGGUUUUGUUACGUUGUAGGUGCAAUAUAAAUACAAGUAUCAUUGUCAUUUUAUGCUUUUUAUACCACUAAAGAUUCCACAGAUGAAUGCCAUCUUGGAAUUAGUUUCACCAGAAUGGCAGAAAGAAUAUCGGUUCGAGAAAACAAUGAAUCUAUGAAUUUUGAUAACGCCUUGAAUCGUAGAGAGUGUGACUUAUUACAUCCCUACAGACGGACGACUGAGAAGGGAGACGGAAGACGUCAGACACGUUUAGAACCCCGCCUGCAUACCAUACAUAUCCAGCUGACACAAACAUUUGGUUGGAAAUGCUGUGCAGAGAAGCCGAGGUGGCUAGCAAGCAGGCUUUCAUUGGUGUUCUUUUUAUUAUCACAGUUGGCUGCUGUAGGACUAUUUUGGGCCUACAGUGCAAAGCGGCCAGCGAUUGAUACAUUGUUUCCACGGCACAGUUAACUCAAGUAAACUGGAGCUGGCCUGAGCUGGCCUGAUUUCUCCUCGUUGGUACAAAAAGAUAAAACUGAAAUUGGCGUUUUCAAGAUUUUCCUAGUUACUCGAGUUAUCACAUGAGAUUGGCAGGUCUUCCUUGAGAAAGUAAAGUCAGGGUAAGAUUCUCCUUGUUGUGUUAGUUGCUGGUAAAUUCAGUCCCGUCUCUUCUUCUAUGGCUGUCACUUCUCACGUGGUAUUCACAAACGGCAGGAGCAAAGGUUUUCUACGAAUUCUAAUGCGGCGUUCACUAGCACCGGAUGUACAAUUAAAUGUACCCGCCUACAUCUUUCAUUGACAUGUUUGGUGGCAUAUUUACGCUAACUCGAGUUGACAACAAUAGGGACAAACACAGCGGCAGCAACUCGAGUUCGUUCCAGAGUUACGUGGCUCGUGGAAACGCACGCGGCCGGAUGUCAAGUUUCUUAGGCCCUCGGAGCCUCCUGACUUCCGAGUCACAAUAUUUGUGGUCUUUGCCACAGACGUGGCUGUAGGGGAGAACAUUGCCGACCAGUUAGAUCCAGUGCAAAGGCUGCUCGUGGCAAGAAGACUGUAAUAGCUGGUAAUAGACAGCCUUACUAUUCAAGUCAAGGCCGUAAUUAUAAUAUAUAUUGGGGGGGACACAUCCCCCCCAAUAUUAAAAAUAUACUCAAAAUGUCCCCCCAAUAUAUUGCUAUAAAAUUGAUUUCUGUCUAUAUUAUUGUGGUUAUAGUUGUACUUUAUUAAUCCCUAAUCUCUGCCGUUACAUACAAUGAAACAAGAAAAGGUGAAAAAUAAAAAAAACAGAGCAAUAUAAUACAAUACACUAUUAGACAUUAUGGUAAAAAAUAAAUAAAAAGUCCAUCCAAUGUGUUAGUAAAUGUUUUUUUUUAUAUUUUAGAGAGGAACUUAGGUUUCAAAUUGAGACGUUUUUUUCUGGGGGGGGGGGACCCCUAGACCCCCUGGAAGAUUUGGUCCCCCCAAUGUUGACUCAAUGGCUACGGCCUUGAUUCAAGUGUAUGCCAUGAUGCUGUAGCUCUAUCUCAUCACCCCGUGCCUACCUGUUAUGUUGUUUGUUAUGUCACAUACGGAUGCCAACGGCACUUCUAAUACCAUUAGCAACAUGUCCGGUGCUCGAUACGUUCUUCCCAGAGUUUUGCGGCUACUUUGCAAGACCAGCUCUGUGCCAAUCUUAACCAAGAGCUGCUCAGUGUGCAGUCUGCAUGAAAUAAGUCCUGCGGUGAAUGCACGAUCGCACCCCCUCCAAGAACAGUUUAAUUUGUGCGCCGUUACUGAAACCUGUCACCAAGCAUUUACCAAAAUCCGACAAUCGCUCCCUUACAUUGCAAACAGAGCACAGCGGUGUGGCUCGUUAUGGGACUCGCCUUCCACAAUCGUGUCACACCUGCUCUUCGAAAGUUGCGCCGGCUCCCAGUUCACUUUUGCAUCGAGUAUAUACUCUGCUGCCUAUUAAUGCACAUGGCCUAUAUACACACCUGUCCAGUCUACUUGUCCAAAAAACCCUCACAACCCAUAUAAAAUCUCAUGUAUCACAGGCCGGUCCUCGCUCUGCAGACAAGCUCUUGACUACGUCGUCCCGCGUGUACAAAAUAAAAUUUGGGGAGCGGCGCAUUCUCAUACGCUGGGGCCAAGGCUUGGAACUCGCUGCCCAGCAAACUGCGUGCCACUUAAAAACGUAUAUAUAUUUUUUAAACUUCUAAAGUGUUAUAUUUUCAAUCUGGCUUUUAAUUGUUAAGAUCAGAAUAAUGUGAUGCGCUGCUGGUCAAUAUUGUACGCAACGCAAGAUAAGUUUAUUUUGUUAUUUUGCGCGAUGAUGCGGCCGAUGAGAACCAUUGCGUUUCUUGAAUUGAGCGAAGGUUAUAGUAGCUAUGGAAACGAUGCGACGGGAGUUGGUUUAAAAGUAAAGAGGAGAAAUAUUGUGUCUUACACCAUCAUGUUAAACGAAUCCCUCAACAUUUGUGAUGGAGCCAAAAGCGGUUGCGCUGCGUUUGAUGCCAGCAGCUAUGAUUGUCUUACGUUUAACACGUUAAAGGCCAGAUUAUCAUCUUAGUGAAAGUUUAUAUGAGUAUAUUUUGCUUGUGAAAAAAAGUGCCGAUGCGUGCCAAGUUGCCAAAACCACGUGUUUUGGCCGUUUCUUCGAAGAUAGAAAUGUGGCCAUAAAAAGACUGAAACUUGUAAUGGUUAGCCAAACAGUUUUCGGUCAGCGGAGGAAUUUUGUAUAUCCGUUGUAAAUUGUGUGUAAUGUGUAUAUGCGUGUAAAUAUAUACAUACUGGGUGCUGUACAGAAUGUUCACCAGUUUGAUGUGUACAUACGUGAAUAAAAACAAA